AUGGCGUGGAGGCCGGUGCUGCGAGCACCAGAAGCUGGGGUGGUGCCGUCGCGGUUGCUAUCGUCACUAUUCCUCCUCCGGCGAGGCAGUGGAACGCCGUACCGCGGAGGACUCUUAUGCCCGACGCGCUUCACAUCCACGACGACGACGACGACGACGACGGAAGGUUGGUCCUACGAGCAAGUGGACGCAGCGACGGGGCGCACGCCUCUCGAUAAACUUUAUGAGGAGCGGUUGCAACGCAUUCAGGCGGUGUUUGAGUCGCCGAUACCCCCGCUUCCAAGAGACGGCAACGUUAGCCCCGAUUUUUUGGUUGGCUUCGCCCACUACGAGUACCGGCUGCGCGACCAGUACCGUGCGGUGCUUGCGAGGGCGCUCGAUGUUCCCGUAGUGGCGGUGCGACUUUCUGUGGCGUGGGGCGGCCGCUUCGACGUCACCCGCUUCAACCGCGUUCAGAAGGUGUGUGGUGUGUGUGUGGCGCCAGAGCAGGCACCGUCUACUGCGGAGCUGCAGGAGCGCAUGAAGCGUGUUGUUCGCGCCAUCAAUGAACGGCAGUCAGAGUCCCUCCUGUCCGCCCAUCUGGUGCAGGCGUCGGAGGCCAUACCGGAGGUUGAGUUUGCCGCCGCCGAGCGGGACGCCGUGGUCGCGGAGCGCGUGCAUCAGUGGCUUCGUGAGCACGUCUUACGUCCACACCUUGUGGUGGUGCUCCACGGGGCGAAUAACGAUGCGAAGGCUGUCCACUACGGGGCGGCACCGCCACCGAACGGAGAGUUGGAGCGGCAGCGCGCCUUCAUUGAGAAGUGGCUAAAGGCCUUUUCCCAGCGCCGCAUUGUCCCCCAUAUAUUGUCGCUGGAGCGGCUCACCCAACUUUUCCAGGAGGCGGUGCGGCAAGGAGUGGUGAAAGGGGUUGCAAUGCUGCAGCCGCAGGACGAUCUCGGUGAGGCGGCGGUGCGCACGAAGGAAAGGGACGCAGCGGCGAAGUUUAAUCCCACGACCUUCACUGCUACAUCGCCCGCGGAAGAGGCGGAGACCUUUGUGAAAUCGCUCUCAGUGGAGGAUGCGGAUGCGUGCCGGCGUCUUCUUUGCAGGGCCGUUUUACGCCGGUACGACAAUCGUGCGGUGUUCCCGCUGCUCUUCCUUCAUGGCGAGUGUGCGGGUGGGGCGGAGGAGAUGCGGUAUCUGCUGCACAACAGGGAGGCCCUUGACGCGGUGCUUCUGCACCCCAACGAUGUGGCGUUCAAGAAGAAGUUCAUGAACCGCUUCCGCUCCUCCCAUUCACGGCUGCGCAUGGCGGAGGAGAUGUCUGUGUGA
Molecule: messenger RNA, 1311 nt
Organism: Trypanosoma rangeli
Lineage: Eukaryota; Euglenozoa; Kinetoplastea; Trypanosomatida; Trypanosomatidae
Exons: 1
Coding region: 1-1311 (436 amino acids)
Source: RefSeq, a predicted model, not a curated record